Molecule: messenger RNA, 542 nt
Organism: Patiria miniata (bat star)
Lineage: Eukaryota; Metazoa; Echinodermata; Asteroidea; Valvatida; Asterinidae
Product: thioredoxin-like
Exons: 5
Coding region: 1-330 (109 amino acids)
Molecular function (GO): protein-disulfide reductase activity
Source: RefSeq, a predicted model, not a curated record
AUGAGUCGUUUGUUGACCCUGGAGGAGUUUGAAAAUUACAGAGAUAAAAGCGGAGAUACCCUGGUUGUGGUGGACUUCUACGCUGAGUGGUGUGGGCCAUGCAAAGCCAUCAAACCAACUUUUGUGGAGCUUGCCAAAGAACAUAAAGAUGUGUGCUUCAUCCAGGUCAACGUCGACGAGCAAGAAGAGAUUGCUGCUGAGUGUAAGGUGGAGUGCAUGCCAACCUUCUGUUUCUACAAAAAUGGAAAACAACUGAAGACCUUCUCCGGUGCCAAUCAAGAAACACUGAAGUCGGGAGUGAAGGAGUAUAAGAAGAAAGAUGCUAAGUAGACGCCCUGUCAUCCUGGUUUGUGGGAAUAGCCUCUUAGAAAAAUGUAUCUGAACUGAUUUACACAGGUGAUUCGGAAAGAUGGGUACCCAAUUUCAAAAAGAUGUUAAAAGUAAUUUUUGAAGACGGGGUUGAAAAUAGUACAUCAUUAGAAACCCCUGUUGUACAAACACGAAACGACAACAUUUCUGAAAGUUACAAUGUUCGGCAAAAA